Mercenaria mercenaria is the source of this 2087-nucleotide messenger RNA. RefSeq lists its product as uncharacterized. The record is from RefSeq and is a predicted model, not a curated record. The coding region runs from base 140 to 1420 and encodes 426 amino acids. Lineage: Eukaryota; Metazoa; Mollusca; Bivalvia; Venerida; Veneridae. The transcript is spliced from 2 exons.
UAUCUGAAAGGGAAACAAAACUUUAUUCGGCUUGGAUAUUUUAUGUUUAAACAGUUGCAUCUAUCUGUGAUUGAAAUACACCAAAGAAAAUCAUGACAUAUUUCUUGAUCACUACAUUAGAAGGAAUUAUCUUGGGGAAAUGGAAGACAGCAGCAAACUUAUUACUACACAUGUUAAUUUCAUUCGAAAAGAUGUAAUUUCAGAGGAAGCGAAACUUCUCGGAGAUGCUAUUUACCAACAUUUGAGAAAUUUGAUAUAUGAAGCUGGAAAGACAGAUACGUGUUACAAAGUUACUGAAUUACUAAGAGUCGGCAGUUAUCAUGAGCAAACUAAAAUAAACUCACCAGAUGAGUUUGAUUUCAUUGCAGUACUUGAUCAAAUGUCCGAACCCGGUAUGGUGAAAGUACAGACACUGGAUAAAGAUGGUGUAAACAUGCAUUUGAGAUUUGAUCAUGAACAUGUAAAGCUUAUUGACCCUGACGUGAACUGGAGUUGGGACAAAAAGCCAGCGACUGAACAACUACUUGAAAGGUUUCUUCGAAAUUUAGUCAAUACACUGCUAAAAGACGUGAAGAAAGUUCCAUAUGUUUCUCUUGCGUAUACAUAUUAUGAAGCAGAUUUCAUACAACUGCCACCUAUUAAUGGUAUAGAGUUAUCAGUUAGAUAUCGAGAAGCUGCGGUACCAAAUUUAAUAUUCGAAUUCAUGUACAAAGGAAAAAAGAUCCCUGUUGACCUCACUCUUGGAUUUAGAUACAAAAAUUGGAAUGAAUGCUACGAUAUAGAAGAGGCACCGGUCCAGGAAAUAGGAAAGUCUGUGUACGAAAAAGGUUCCGUACUAUUUAUUGCUCAUCGUUAUGGUUUCCGGUUAACUUUCACUGAAACGGAAAUGGAGUACGUCAGAGACAAGGUCCUCGGAGAACACAAGAUAUUGUACAUGUAUUUGAAAUAUUUUAAUGGAAAAUAUGGUGAACAUGAGUUUUUGAAAAAGGCUGAGUAUUUGCCAUUUUCAUCUUAUAUGCUCAAAACCAUAUGCAUAUAUCAUGAUCAGAGAUGUAAGCAAGAAGUUAAAGGGAAGAAUGAAUGUCUAAAAGAUAUUUUGGCCAUUAUGGAAGAAAGUGUGACAUCCGGAUAUCUCCAGUCAUCGGAAAUGAUUAAGGAUACAAAAGUGGGAUAUUUACCAAGUAUUUUUCAGGUCAAGAAGAACUUGUUCAGAGAGGAAUUCCGGACAGUUGACCUUCUUACGGCGUUUAGGAAGAAAAUGAUCCUUGAUUUAAAGACUGUGCAUUUGACUGGGCGUAAAUGGAAAAACGUAAAUCAUAUGCUAGAAGAAGCUCAUGAUGCCAUUUGUAAAACAGCUGAUUGGAUUUGUAGCCAAACGUGGUCCGAUUCUAAGAGUCUAUUACUAGUUAAACCAGAAUAGUUGCUACAAGUCGGACAAUAUACAGAACAUUUCUUAUUAGAACUAUGUACGGCUAUGUGUACGUUUUUGGAAACCCUACGAUCGCCACUUACGUAUGUUUAUAGGUAAAUUACAUAAUAUUAUACAUAAUGUAAACAAUUUCCAUCAAAGUGUGAAAUACACUUACAACAUUUUUAUAAGAUGUAUUAAUCUUUUUCUUCAGUGUAUAGGGAGGAAGCCUUGAUACCUACUGAAAUAAAUAGUAAUUAUAGUAAAUGAGCUCUAGCUUUCACAUAUUUACAGCUCCAGCUUACCAAGGAUUGGUUAAAUAUUAUACACAGAUUGGGGACUCCGAGGACAUGAACAUUUUGUUUCGAACGUACAAAACACUGAAAUUUCAAAUAAAAUCAUGAAUGUAGACAAAUUGUAGAAUCUAUUAUUUUAUGUGAUGGUGAUAUUUAAUAGGCGUAGUGGCAUAUCACAAUUCUGAAUAUUGUGACAGAAAAAAAUGACCAAUACCUAUAUAUAUUGUUACUUCUGUAGAAAUUAUCUAUUUUAACAUUUUUUCUGGAUGUGCAGUUACCGCGCUUAGAAGAAUAUUUAUUUCACACUAUUACAAGGGUAUAUGAAUUAAAAACCACAGCUGUAUUUAUUUAUGAAAGCAUAUUAAAAUUAUGCUUCCUCGAAA